CUGCUACCUAACUAUUGCCUAUAUGUCACACAUCUGAUGAUCCUAUGUAGCCCAAAUGUUCUGCAGAUACUGUAUAGCGUCGACUCCGAAAAGACAAUACAAUGUAUACGUGUCCACGUCUUGAUGUAUACGUCGAAGCUGCUACUCCCAUUCCUGAUGGCAAAGGUGAUUUAUCAAUGGGAGCUCGGCUGGCGGGACGGUUGAAGAGGUGGAUUCCGACUGCGAAGCAGGUGCCCGCGGGGCAUAGCGAACGCGCGAGUGUGAGGUUGGACAAGCGAGUAAUGGGGGACAAGGCGAUGCUUGGAGUAAGCUCUAGACUGGAUUUAUUUCACACAAUACUCCGAGAGCGGCGUAUGGGCGCACGAAAGUCGCUCGGACUGCUCUUCCCUGAAUUUGAGGCCUGCGAAAAUGAGACGACCAUAAAACGGCAUCGGCCUGUUUCAUGUGAUCUUCGGGGCUUGCGUCCACUUGAACGAGAUUUGGCAGUGGCACGGGAAAGAGGGCGAGCCGAAACAUAAUAGAAGGGUAAUAUGCCAUGCUAAUAUACAUGCACAAUCACCAAGGAGGUGCUCAUUACGAGGAGCGUCUCGACAUCUUGACCCAAAGGCCGCCCUGUGGCAUGGUGUGUUGAGCCUAGCGCCUUCGAACGCCCAAGAAAACGUACCUUGACAAACAAGGUCAUAGCAUUCGAUGGCCAGAUUCGUUCAUAUUGUUGACGCCCC
Schizophyllum commune H4-8 is the source of this 722-nucleotide messenger RNA. RefSeq lists its product as uncharacterized. Bases 102 to 518 code for a protein of 138 amino acids. The record is from RefSeq and is a predicted model, not a curated record. NCBI's taxonomy places the organism in Eukaryota, Fungi, Basidiomycota, Agaricomycetes, Agaricales, Schizophyllaceae. The transcript has a single exon.